GCCAGCCAUGACUUACAAGCGCUCCCAUUUGUGAAGACCGACGAGACCGGUUCCAGGAAGCGCAUUUUGAAACUCUUUCAUGCGUAAACGGAGGCACUGGCUUGUUUACGAACAAUAGUUAUCGCGAGGACACAGAGCUAGCAUAAUAAAACUUGGUAUACUACGAUCAACAAAAUGACGACGCGGAAGCAGAUGCCCUCGAGUAUCCCUUUCGUUGUCAACCGAAAGCGAAAGCUUUGGAGAGCUGUGGCCACUGUGUUGAGUUUCUCAUCUUCCCUCACUACAACAUCAAGGACAUGGGCAACUACACACGUUAUAAAACUUGGGAGUACAACCUCAGCCCUGAACAAGGACGAUUCUCAAAAUGCUUCCACGACGGAACCAGAAGCGCAUCCACCACGGUCGCCAACGGAGGGAGUUCGGAACGAAACUUCUCCGCAGCCACAAGAGGAAGCGCAUUCUGCAAGAGGAGAACAACAAGACGAAACUGAAGAAAGGGUCGUCGUCGUGGACAAGCAGCCCACGACUGGGUCAGCACAGUCUUCAGAUAGUGCUGCUGAACCUGGACUCCCGAUAGAUGGGAUGCCCCAUAAUGGACACGCACAAAGUGGCUUUGCUGAAGGAUGGGUGCAAUCUGGACACGAGGAAUCUCCGCCCGAUGGAACUGCUUCGGCUCUGCAUGAUAGUCCAUUGAGUUUCUCGAAGCCAAGCCCGUCCUCGUCGAAGAACGUUUCAAACCAACAGCCACAACUCCAGCCGGAUAUGGCGAGCACCAGUUCCCUCGCUGUCCAACCGCCUGCGAGUGAAAAGCCCGGAGAGCACGGAGCUACUGACAAACACCAUGCUAUGAUACAUCUGCGUGGUCAAAUGUUGAGCAGUCUAGUGUUCUAGUACCGACGAAACAAAAACUGCAACUGCAUUU
Amoebophrya sp. A25 is the source of this 922-nucleotide messenger RNA. The record is from the annotation of a GenBank genome assembly. Lineage: Eukaryota; Dinophyceae; Syndiniales; Amoebophryaceae.